Messenger RNA from Rhagoletis zephyria (snowberry fruit fly), 288 nucleotides. RefSeq names its product tubulin beta-4B chain-like. Gene Ontology annotation, biological process: microtubule-based process. NCBI's taxonomy places the organism in Eukaryota, Metazoa, Arthropoda, Insecta, Diptera, Tephritidae. Gene Ontology annotation, molecular function: GTP binding; GTPase activity; structural constituent of cytoskeleton. Gene Ontology annotation, cellular component: microtubule. The record is from RefSeq and is a predicted model, not a curated record.
UGGUUGGGUGCAAUUUUCUUUCAGUUCUGGGAGAUAAUCUCCGAUGAGCACGGCAUCGACCCGAAUGGCAUGUACGUUGGUGAAAAUGAUUUGCAAUUGGAACGCAUCGAUGUGUACUACAAUGAGGCCAGCAGUGGUAAGUAUGUACCACGCGCUGUACUCAUCGAUUUGGAGCCAGGCACAAUGGAUGCUAUACGCCAAUCGCCAAUGGGUAUGCUAUUCAAGCCAGACAGUUUCGUAUUUGGACAAUCCGGAGCGGGUGAGUGAGAUCUAAUAUACAUACAUACA